AUGGUGGCUGGGGACUUUAAUUCCGUUAUCACGAGAGAUGAAACAAACAAUUAUGUCUCCUUUUCUGCCCAAAGAAGCUCGGACUUUGUUAACUGGAUCAAUGAAGAGGGUUUUGUUGACAUGGGCUACUCGGGACCAAAAUUAACCUGGGUCAAACAUGAAACCACAGAUGGGGCAAAGGGGGCCAGACUAGAUCGGGCGAUGUGUAAUCUUGAAUGGCGCGGCCGGUACCCAGAAGCUGUGGUGGAACACUUACCUCGUGUUGCCUCGGACCAUGCGCCUCUAUUAAUUCGACUCUAUGGGAGGCAGUGUUCUAAUAGACUAAAUUUCUUUCAUUUCCAGGCUGCUUGGAUUACACACCAGGACUUGCAACAGGUAGUCGGAAGAAUCUGGAUCCCCGAAGAAAACUUGGCAGAUAAUGUACGGCGGGUAGCGGACGGUCUCAGUAGUUGGAACAGGGAUGUGUUUGGAAAUGUGUACACGCGCAAAAGAAGCUUGCGUAAACUCGAGAGGAACCUGCAAACACAACUAGAAGAAACCCUUUACCAGGAAGAACUUAUGUGGUACCAGCGGUCCAGAGAAGAAUGGAUAAAGUCGGGGGACAGAAACACAAAAUUUUACCAUGCUGCGGCCACAGUGCGAAAAUCACGUAUCAAGAUUUCGGGGCUGAAUGAUGACAACGGGAUGUGGAUGCCAGAUGGUAAUGAGUUGCGGGAUCAUGUCAGGACCUUCUUUUUAAAUCUUUUCACCGAGCCCACCGACGGAGUAGACGUUUCAAGCAUUGGCGACACCUUCCCACGCAUUGGCCAGACGACUUGGAGGGUGUUUAAUAGAGAAGUUUCAAAGGAGGAAGUUUACACAGCAGUUUUCGACAUGAAACCUUUCAAGGCUCCGGGCCCGGACGGCCUACCAGCGGGUUUUUAUCAACAUACGUGGGAAGUUACUGGGGACAGUAUCUUCAAGCUAGUCAGGGACGCCCUUAGUACUGGCAGGCUCUCGGAAGGAGUGAACGACACCCUAGUUGCGCUAAUACCAAAAGUGCAGGUCCCUGAGACGGUCAAGCAGUUCAGGCCUAUCAGUCUUUGUAACGUUGGCAAUAAUUUGGAACGGAGACCGAUUGGAACAGUUCACACCAACGAGGGGUAUUCGUCAAAGCGACGCAAUGUCCCCGAUUAUCUUUGUUUUGUGUAUGGAACGGCUCAGCCACCUAAUUGCGUCAAAGAAAUAGCCGCAAAGUUGGGUAUCGCAGAAACGAAAGACCUGGGGAGAUAUCUUGGUGUGCCUUCUUUGCAUGGCCGGGUAACAUGCAAUACUUAUGCGGGCCUUUUAGAUCGGAUUUCUGCCAGACUGGAAGGAUGGAAAGCAAAGACUCUCUCGCUAGCCGGGCGUGUCACUUUGGCAAAAUCAGUACUGAAGGCCAUCCCGAUUUACACUAUGCAAACGGCAGCUCUCCCUAAGGGUGUCUGUUCGGAGAUUGAGAAAAGGACCAGGCGCUUCAUAUGGGGCCGCGAUGAACAAUCCGGGAGCAACAAGAUGAUUCUGGUGGCCUGGGACACAAUCACUACGGAUAAAACAUGUGGAGGUUUGGGCUUGAGGAAAUUGCAGACCAUGAAUGAGGCUUGUAUGAUGAAACUUUGCUGGAGGCUAAAAACGGAACCUAAUGCGCUCUGGGAAAAAACGCUUAUUACGAAAUAUCACCAUAGUUCUGGCUCACACCUGGACACCACACGUAGAAGAAAUACUUCCAACGCCUGGAAAGGUAUAAGCGCGGCUAGAGAAACCUUAGAGAGUGGGCUCACGCAUGUUGUUCGCAAUGGAAAAUCGACUCGUUUUUGGAUGGACCCCUGUCUUACACCAAAACCUCUAUAUGAAAAGUUAUGUGGCACCCUGAGCCUCCCAGAUCUUUACGCGAACGUGGAAGAUUACUGGGACAAGGUAAGAGGCUGGAAAUGGGAGAAGUUACAGAGAUCUCUUCCCACUGAAGAAAUGGAGCGCCUCGCCGGUUUCUGCCUAGCGGAUGAGAACAUUCCAGACGGGUGGGGCUGGAGUCCAGAUCCUCGGGGGUAUUUCUCGAUUAAAUCAGCAUAUGGGUGGGCGGAUACUUCUGUAAGACAGGAAGUUGACAAAGUUUGGGGUCUUAUUUGGGCGUUAAGAGUUCCGGACAGCGAGAAGACUUGGAUCACCUAUUUCGACGCUGUGACGCCGCGAACCGUAUUUGGAAACAGUCUCUACAGCGACGAACGGAGGAGGCAUGCGCAACCUCGACUGAGAAAGCUGGCUUACGAUGAACCUGCAGGGGGAUUGUAA
This is a messenger RNA of Ipomoea nil (Japanese morning glory), 2307 nucleotides long. RefSeq lists its product as uncharacterized. The coding region runs from base 1 to 2307 and encodes 768 amino acids. The transcript is spliced from 4 exons. NCBI's taxonomy places the organism in Eukaryota, Viridiplantae, Streptophyta, Magnoliopsida, Solanales, Convolvulaceae. The record is from RefSeq and is a predicted model, not a curated record.